Phragmites australis (common reed) is the source of this 2294-nucleotide messenger RNA. RefSeq names its product putative pentatricopeptide repeat-containing protein At3g15200. The record is from RefSeq and is a predicted model, not a curated record. The transcript has 2 exons. Gene Ontology annotation, molecular function: protein binding. Bases 309 to 1916 code for a protein of 535 amino acids. NCBI's taxonomy places the organism in Eukaryota, Viridiplantae, Streptophyta, Magnoliopsida, Poales, Poaceae.
GGCAAGGGCGUCGUCAACUGGCUGUGUAAUUCGCGAAAAAAAAAGAAACCAGCCCCGUAUCCUUUGUUGGCUUCGGCGGCGCCUGCGACUGACUAGGGAGGAGUCGACCGGCCAGCGCGGGACGACGGGGCGGCGCGGGCGGCUGCUGGGGCCUGGGGACAUUUGUGCCGCCGCUACAGGACGAGCAUUAGGGCGGAGCGGAGGUGCCUACCAGCGUGGGGCGUUGCUGUGGGAGGUGCGCCGCCCCUCCGCGACCCGGCACGUGCUGUGCUUCUAGUUCUACCGCCGUCACGCUCAGCUCCGGGGCGAUGCCGCCGCAGCGACUGGAGUCCGCCAUCCUCUCCGCCGCCUGCAGGUUCAGCAAGCCCCUCGCUCUUCUUAGGAGGCUCGGCGUUAUUGGGUCGUCGCGCCCACCAACUGUUCGACACAAUGCUUCAGUGGGGCUGCCUCCACUGUUUCGCCAAGGCGUCCUUCCGAGUGGACGCGUCCUUGGACCGCUAAGAUUUUUCCAUGUCGGCUCUUCAGAGGGUUCCUGGGAUGUCUACGUCAGUGAAGUCCUGAGAAUUCUCAAGUCAAGUGGUGGCAAUGAUGCUGAGCUCGGCGACGCUCUCAGUCAGUUCGCAGAUGAGAUGGAUGAGGAUGUUGUCCUCAAGGUCCUCCAGAAGCAGCGGUCCAACUGGCAGGUCGCGCUGGCGUUCUUCAACUGGGUGGCAGGGCUGCCUGGGUACACCCAUGGGUCAAGGGCAUAUACCGAGAUGCUAGAUAUUCUUGGGCGGAUGAAGAAGGUCAGGCACAUGAGGGAGCUGUUCGAUGAGAUUCCUGAGGAGCGCCGUGGGGUGGUUGUGACGAACAGGAUUUUUGCAGUGCUGUUGAACCGGUAUGCUGGUGCACACAAGGUGCAGGAAGCUAUAGAGGUGUUCUACAAGAGGAAGGAUUAUGGGUUUGAGGUCGACUUGGUUGGGUUCCAGAUACUUCUGAUGUCACUCUGUCGGUACAAGCAUGUCGAGGAGGCGGAGGCCCUGUUCCGCCAAAAGAAAGAUGAUUUCCCUCAUGUCAUAAAGAGCUGGAACAUCAUACUUAAUGGUUGGUGUGUCAAGGGAAGCUUGAGAGACGCUCAAAGGAUUUGGAAUGAGAUCAUUGCAUCCAAGCUUAGGCCAGACCUGUUCACCUAUGGUACAUUCAUAAAUGCACUGACCAAAGAUGGCAGAACUAGUGCCGCGGUUAAGCUGUUUAACAACAUGUGGGAGAAAGGGAUUAAUCCAGAUGUGGCGAUUUGCAACUGUAUCAUUGACCAAUUGUGCUUCAAGAAAAAGAUUCCAGAAGCACUUGAGAUUUUUGGUGAGAUGAAUGACCGGCGUUGUCAAGCAGAUGUGGCUACCUACAACACUUUGAUAAAACACUUAUGUAAGAUAAAGCGGAUGGAGAAAGUCUAUGAGCUUUUGGAUGAAAUGGAAGCGAAGGGCUGCUCACCAAACAAUCGUACAUACUCCUACAUUCUGAAGAUGUCCGAGAAACCCAAAGAUGUUAUUGCUUUGAUGCAGAGGAUGGAGGAAUCAAGUGUUAAAUUGGAUUCUGACACAUAUAACUUAAUAUUGAACCUUUAUGUCAGUUGGAAAUAUGAGAAGGGGAUGCAACAAGUAUGGGAUGAGAUGGAGAGGAGUGGAUCAGGCCCAGAUCAACGAUCAUUUACUAUCAUGGUUCAUGGACUUCAUUCCCAAGGAAAGCUUGAUGAGGCUCUGCAAUACUACACAACAAUGAAGUCGAGAGGUCUGAUUCCAGAACCAAGGACCAGGAUACUGGUGAAGGCAAUACAUAUGAAGAAAGAUGGGUUUGCCACAGAAGAUCAGCCUCCAAGUAUGGCAGGGAAGAAUCUAAAACUGGAUCCACGAUCAAGGCAAUUCCAUGUUCAUAAAUAGUUCACUGAAAGAUCUUGCUUCUAUAAUCCUAACAAAGGAUGCUGGGAACAUAGGUUAAUGGGUUGAAAAAAAUCUCGUCUAUCAGUGUCCAGAACACAAUGGCCACAUCUUGGGCUAAAAGAACAUCAGCAAAGAGUCAUUGGCAUUAUGAUAUCCCAGAAAGUUUUCCUCUCAGACUUGGGAUAACAGAAUAUGUUUUUCUUUUUUAUGUCAGAUAUGAUUCAUUUCCAACUUGCAAGUACCGUUUUACAUGCUUGCAUUCUGAAGUAUAUGUGAAAUAUAUGCAUAUAUUUGUUUCUUCAUCUGUUAUGCAUGUUGUAUCUAGUCAUUUGCCAUCAUAUGGACAUGUAAACUAUGAAUAAAGGAUGUUUUCAAAUC